Dromiciops gliroides (monito del monte) is the source of this 1323-nucleotide messenger RNA. Its product is annotated as tyrosine-protein phosphatase non-receptor type 2-like. Gene Ontology annotation, biological process: protein dephosphorylation. The transcript is spliced from 2 exons. Gene Ontology annotation, molecular function: protein tyrosine phosphatase activity. The record is from RefSeq and is a predicted model, not a curated record. NCBI's taxonomy places the organism in Eukaryota, Metazoa, Chordata, Mammalia, Microbiotheria, Microbiotheriidae. The coding region runs from base 1 to 1323 and encodes 440 amino acids.
AUGGCUUCGGUGGGCACAGACGAGGAUCAGGGCCGCGACGACGACAAGGAGGAAGAGGCUAUGCUGGUGUCGGGCUGCGGCGCCGCAGCUUCUGGGGCAGUCGUCUCUAUGGAGCGGGAGCUGGAGGUGCUGGACGCGAGCAGUGGGUGGCACCAAGCCUUCCUCGAGGUGGCCGACCAGUGCCACGACUACCCCUACCGCGUGGCGCGGGCCCUGGAGAACAGAUCCCGCAACCGCUACCGGGACGUGAGUCCCUACGACCACAGCAGGGUGCGCCUGAAGAACGUGUACAACGACUACAUCAACGCCAACUUCGUGAUGGUGGAGGAGGCCCAGCGGAAAUAUAUCCUGACGCAGGGGCCGCUGCCCAACACGUGCGGCCACUUCUGGCUCAUGGUGUGGCAGCAGAACAGCAGGGCCGUGAUCAUGCUCAACCACUUAGUGGAGAACAACAACACCAAGUGCUCCCAGUACUGGCCCCUCUGCCAGGGCCAGACCCUCCUCUUUGAGGAGGUGGGCAUCAGCGCGCACUUGCUGGGGGAGGAGUCGAGGCCCUACCACACGGUCCACCUCCUGAGCCUGGAAAACAUGAUGACGGGGGAGGCCAAGACCAUCACCCACUUCCACUACACCAGCUGGCCCGACUUCGGGGUGCCUGAAUCACCAGCCUCCUUCCUGUCCUUCCUUUUCAUGGUGAGGGAGUCGGGCUGCCUCAACGAUGAGCAGGGGCCCGCGGUCAUCCACUGCAGCGCCGGCAUCGGGCGGUCAGGCACCUUUGCUCUGGUCGAUACCUGCCUGGUCCUGAUGGAGAAGAGAGAGGACCCCUUUUGCCUGAACAUCAGACAAGUAUUGGUGAACCUGAGAAAGUACCGGAUGGGACUUAUCCAGACCCCAGAACAGCUAAGAUUCUCCUACAUGGCUGUCAUCGAAGGGGCAAAAUUCCUCAUGGGAGAUGAAAACGUCAAGAAAAGGUGGGAAGAACUUACCACAGAAGACCAUGCUCGCAGCUAUAGCUUUGACAGCUCUCCACCUCCAAGUAGAAUGGUAAAUACAAAGUACAAAGCUUUCAAGCUGGUUUUAGACGACGACGAUGACGAUGAUGACGACGACGACGACGAUGAUGAUGACGACGAUGACUUAGAUGAUGAAUCCGAUUAUUCAGAUCUAGCUACUAGAAUGCCAGAUUCCGGAGAAGAGAGCCCUGAAGGUAGUACCCGGAAGCGAUGUCGAGAGGAGUGUAAAGCUAGUACCAGUCAGGAUGAGACUUCGAAGAAGAAAAGUCCGACUUCGACUGGAUCUAAAAGAAAAAGGCUCAAUCUAUAG